CAUAUAAAAUGCUUUUAUUGUUGGCUCUGCUCGGUGAAUUUCAUCUUUACCUUUAUCAUUUUUAUUGAUGUAAACUUCCAUAAAAUUGAGCACUUUUCUACUACGAAACGCAAUUUUGUUACCUUCUUAAACAAAAUAUCAUUGUAGAAUUAUUAUGUCAUAGUUAUUUUUAGAUUAGAUAAUGUCACUUGUUGCUGAUUACAAUUCUUCAGAAGAAUCUUCCUCGGAAAACGAAAGUGAAAGUAAAAGCACAAAGAAACUUCCUCUGCCCUCAUUGACUUUCGUUUCCAAGACGACAGGAAAAAGUUCCUUGUUUCUACAGGAUCGGAAAUUAUCUUCAAAUUCUGUGUAUUCAAAUCCCUAUCUGCAAUCGGAAGAACGUAAGAUAUCUAUCCUAACGAAGCAUGGUCCUCUUGUGAACACAAAGGAGGAGAGCGAGCAAGAAAAAAGAUUUAAUAAGAGACAGAAGAAAAAGAAAGAGAAGGAGCCGACGAAAUUAUGUCUUCAUUUUUUUAAAAAAGGUACUUGUAAAUAUGGAGAUGCGUGUAAGUUUUUACAUUCUAUAGCAAAGACUGAGACUUCUCACACAGACGAUACGACGAACUGCAGAGUUGAGAAAAACACGUGUUAUUCCCAGAACAUUGAAAACUCUUCUGUCACAAAACAACCCUCGGUUUCGAACACGUUGAAAAAGAAGUCCGAACGCGUUUGUAAUGUUGCUUAUGUCCAAAAUGAAUGCACGGACGUAGCUGGAGCCACUGUUGAUGAUACCGACGAUGUAUUAUGGGAAGGCAGUGAAAACAACAAGCGAAAAAGGCGGGUUGGUUUGAGUGACACUGUCGUACCCAGUAAACGCGCUAUUAAUGCGUAUGAAAGAUACUCCAAGCAUAGCUAACAUAGAAAGGUACUCCAAGCAUAGCUAACAGAGUAUAAUUUUUGAUUGAGUCAACUGUGAAGAAACGCCUGCAAGUAUCCACCCCUUUAAAGAAUAUUAAGCUAUGCUUAAACAACGGUAUGAAUCGAUGAGCUCCUAAUGAUAUGUUUGUUAGCUACAUAAUUAAUUACCGAAUUAUAAAAAUGCGUAGCUCACAAACACUUGAUACUCACGAAAAGGUGACGAGAAAAUAUAGAUAGAUAUAGGAAUAUCCACAGGGAGCAAUUUUCGCAACAUUACGUAGAUUUAGUCCAAAUUCAAUCUGUGUAGCCCUGAUAAUUUUUUCUGCAAAGUUACCUAGUUUCGAAUUAGCUUUUAAAUAAAAUCAGAACAUGUUUCCUAUAUUUCUGACUCCUUGAGUUUACGUUUCUAAUAUUAAGAAAAUGCUCGAAAUUUAUUACGUGAAAUCUCACUCCUCAAAUUUUGCAGUUUCUAGACUUCUUUGAGCUAAAUAAAUGCAAGUGAUUAUACCUUAUGUUGCAAUAUGAAGAAUCUUAAUGAAGAAUCUCACAGUGAAAACUCAGGCUGUUAAAAAGACAAUAACGCAAUUUAUUUUUCUUAUGACGCGCGCAUAAAUUAUCACGAGUUUUGAUUCUGUAAGAAAUGAGGGCAACGAUUUGACGAAGCAAAAGUAGGUUUAUUAAAUUAUUUAUUUUUUAACAAGAUUCCCAAUAGAUUGUGGCAUAAAUUAUUUCCAAAGGGAAGGCCAAAAAAUUAAAUAAAUAUAUAAUAUAAA
This is a messenger RNA of Hydractinia symbiolongicarpus, 1670 nucleotides long. RefSeq lists its product as uncharacterized. The coding region runs from base 182 to 895 and encodes 237 amino acids. Gene Ontology annotation, molecular function: metal ion binding. The transcript has a single exon. Lineage: Eukaryota; Metazoa; Cnidaria; Hydrozoa; Anthoathecata; Hydractiniidae. The record is from RefSeq and is a predicted model, not a curated record.